Messenger RNA from Coregonus clupeaformis (lake whitefish), 2482 nucleotides. RefSeq names its product chromosome 36 C1orf131 homolog (gene fsaf1). Bases 111 to 875 code for a protein of 254 amino acids. Lineage: Eukaryota; Metazoa; Chordata; Actinopteri; Salmoniformes; Salmonidae. The record is from RefSeq and is a predicted model, not a curated record. The transcript has 7 exons.
UGCAUACACACACGUGGGAAUAUUGGUUUGGUGUCAGUCAUCCACAAUCGUGCUUUUGCUUUGUUUCCCUAUUUUAUUUCGUCUUUACAUGGCUUUUGUCACUGCUUGAAAUGGACAACAACGAAAAUGGAAAAGAAGAAAACACGGAUCAGUUUUGUCUUGACCAUGUCCUGAAUAAGCUGUAUGAUUUCGGUGAUAGAUCAGUAUCAAAGAGAGAACACAAGUCACAGAAGAAGAGAUUCAAAAGGAGUGAGGUGGAGGAUGAGGAGGACACUGCAGCAGAUGAUUGCAGUGAGACUAAAGACAGUCUGGAAGUCAGACAUUCGGAUAUCUCAGCGAUUGACCUUCCUGGCUCUUCUGAAGUUGGAAACACAAGUUCAACCACUAAACAGACACCACCAGUAGAGGUGGUCACAUUCCAGGAUCCUACAAAGAGACCGAGACAAGCCAGAAAGCCAUCAGUGCCCAAGGACAAGCUUCCUCAAACAAAGGAGAAAAAGAAGGUGGACCCAGAUGAAUUCAGUCUAGAAAAGGCUCGAUUAGAAGUUCAUCGAUUUGGAAUCACUGGAUACCAGAAAGUGCAGCAGAGGGUUUUUGAACAGGAGCGAGCCAUCAUGCUUGGAGCAAGGCCCCCUAAGAAGGAGUAUGUAAACUACAAAGUGUUGCAGCAAAGGGUUAAGGACAAGAAGCAAAAAACAAAGGAAGCGAUUCAGACGGACUUAAAGAAAAAGAAGACGACUAAACCAAGGGAUGAGAAGAGGAAAUCAUCUUCCAGCAAAGCUCCAACAGGCCAGGUGGGACGCUUUAAAAAUGGAAUGCUGGUCCUAAGCACCAAAGAAAUCCAGAAAAUAAAAGCCUCCAUCAAAAAAAAAUAAGAAAGGGAUGAAGUGAAAACAAUGAUGAAGAGUUGUAUUUUUGCUGCAUUUUUUGAGUUUUGAAGAGACUUUUCACAUGAAGAUGCAGUAAUGGAAAAUCGAUGUCCAAGCCACAAUUAACAUGACUACAGAAAAUAUGAAGAGCACAUUCAUAUUCCAUCAGUUUAUUCAUUUAUUCAUUUUAUAAAGGAAAAAAUACAGCAUUUUGCUUUUCUUUUAAACUGUAUAAUAUGAAAACAAUGCCAAGUACAAUGCAUUUCAUAUACAAACCACUUAGAAGUACAAAACGUUUACAUCGUAUGAGAGAUGAGAACUAAAGAACAUACAUAACAGAAUUCUGGAAAAUAAAGCACAGGUUUUUGUGAACACAUACCCUGGGCAUGGAUGCCAGUGUCCUAAUGGACCAGUUGACAUUCCCCAUGAGGUUUGGUGGUGUACCCUGCCUAGUUCUCUGGUAGUGUGGCAGUGAGAGGGCACUAGCCACGAUUCCAGGGCAUGAGUUGCAUGCCUGCGUUUAGAAGAGAGAUGCCCCACAGACAUUGCAACAACCUUACCCACAUGGCAUAGUCAGGGUGGGGACAGUAAAUAUCUCUGAAAUGUAUUAUACAUUUAGAUAAUAUGAAAUAAAUAUGUCUACUGUCAGUCUCUUGAGGCAGAGUCUAAGAUUGAAACACAAUUGUAAUCUGACAGUAGUGACUGUUUCUAGCACCGUUUUUUUUUUUUUGGGGGGGGUGUUCACAUUCAGAAGCAGGCUGGUAAAUGCAUGCCUAAAACUACAAUAUGACAUUUAGAGAGGAUAAGCUACUAUGUGAAUUUACUACAAAGGUUCCUUUGAUAUUAUGGUCUGUACUGGCAGUGUGUCUGGAAACACCAUUUCCAUAGUGAUUACUGUGAUUCUCUCAUUGACAACAUUCACUUGGAGACACUCAAUAACCAACCGUACAUGCUGCAACCUGAUGCAAUCGCUUGUCUCUAUACAAAAUGGCUUUAGCCAAUAUCAUUUAUUUACCCAGGGAAUGGUCACCUCCACAUUGUAGCUUUGGACAUACUGUUCUAUCAGACAGUCUGCUCUACAUCAUAUCAACAUGUUUAAUGUACAAGGCAUUGGCUCUGUUCAGAGAACAUUAACACAGCUAAAUAAACCCAACGUUAGAUUUUAAGACCAUUCAAAAAUGCAUGACUAUAUUUGGUGUUUUUACAAAGAGAGAAGGAUGCAAGAGUACAAAUCAUUUUCACCAAUAGUGUACCACCAUGCUUCAACACAGACUCUGAGCAGACAUUUUAUUCUAAUAACAAUAGUAUUAGUAUUCUUAAUCCAAAAACCUGUUACCAUUUUGGAUUAAGGGAACAUCACUUUGAAGCAACACUUUUAGUAGCAGUCUGGGAUCAAAAUGUUCACACAAUUAUAAUUACAGAAUAUGGUACAAAACAACUCCUAACUGCAUCUAAUGAUGAUUAAUGAUAUACCGGUAUGUGAACUUAAUGAGGACAUGGUCAAAUGUAAAUGUGGGAUAAUAAGCCUGCCUAGUAUCUAGAAUUCCAUGAAGGCUCCCUCGGAAAAAUCACAAACGCACUGCUUAACCCUUUAAAUAAAUGUUGUCAUCUGA